AUGUUGUCCAAAGGCCAGACCCUGUUUUUGGUAGUGUUUGCUGUUGCAGCUCUCGGUAGUGCGGUCGUCGAAGGUGCCGCAUUCAAUCGAGCACCACGGCAGCUGAGCAGUCUACUAACGUUAAGCGGCGAAUCGAAUGCUAGAAUAGAAAAUGGUACCAUCAUUUGUGACACGCUCACAUGCCCACCGGAAUCGUUCAAGUGCGUGAUCGUCAAAAACUCAACCAAGGACGACGUGAACAAGAUUCAAGUGACGCGCGAAUGCCUUGAUCCGGCCGGCAAGGCGACGGCCAAAUCGGUCACCACCGAACAGUCCAGCUUCCCGGGUCAGCAGUUCGAAAGCUACGCCGAAAUCGAUAAGAAUGGCAACAUUGCAUCGUUCGACAAUCGGGGCAACACGUACAACCACUCCGGUACCGGUGACAUUCACUCCUAUCUGUACGAGCAGAUAGAGGACCUGCACAAGGCGAUACUGGAUCAGCUGACCAAUGCCGGCAAUCCCUUUACGGCGCAGUGA
Messenger RNA from Anopheles marshallii, 516 nucleotides. RefSeq lists its product as uncharacterized. NCBI's taxonomy places the organism in Eukaryota, Metazoa, Arthropoda, Insecta, Diptera, Culicidae. The coding region runs from base 1 to 516 and encodes 171 amino acids. The record is from RefSeq and is a predicted model, not a curated record. The transcript has 2 exons.